Molecule: messenger RNA, 2541 nt
Organism: Closterium sp. Naga37s-1
Lineage: Eukaryota; Viridiplantae; Streptophyta; Zygnematophyceae; Desmidiales; Closteriaceae
Source: the annotation of a GenBank genome assembly
AUGGCACGAGAAGGCGCCACAGCGCGCCGAGCCUCGAACGCGCUCAAGGUGUCGUUUCAGCCGUUCGAUGUGGACUUCCAUCCGACGGCUCACCUGCUCAGCGUCUCCUUCAUCUCGGGUGUCGUGCAACUACUCAAUGUCGAUCCUACCACACUGCAAUUCGAAAGCAAGUGGAAGAAGAGGGGCCACACCGACUCCUGCCGAGCUGCACGAUUUGCUGCCAAUGGCCGAUUUGUGGUGUCAGCAGCAGCAGACACGUCUAUUGUGGUUCGAGACGUGGAGACGGGGGAGCGAGUGAGCAAGGUCAUGGGCGCACACAGUGAGGGAAUCAACCGGUUGGCAUGUUGGGGUGACUCCUGUGUGGCAUCUGGUGAUGAUUCCGGCACAGUCAAGUUAUGGGAUCUCAGGCAGGAUGGCAGUGCAGCAGGCAGCACAGCCACGGUGCAAGUAGCAUCGGACUAUCUCACUGACAUCCGCCCCCUCCCCACCUACAACCGCCUGCUUGCCGCCAGUGGCGAUGGCUCCAUGGCUGUUGUCGACCUCGCCACUAAUAGACUCACAGCACACACAGACAGCACAGAUGACGACCUGCUCUCUGUUGUUGCAGUCAAGAGCGACUCCAAGGUGGUGUGUGGCUCUCAGAGCGGGCUGCUCUACUUCUUCAACAUGAAUGGAGCAGAGCGGGAUAAUGAUCGCUUUCGAGGUCACGGAGGUUCAGUAGAUGCCAUUGUGCCUCUGGACGAUGACACGCUACUCACAGCCUGCUCCGAUGGGCUUAUUCGAGUUGCCUCAGUCUUCCCGAACCGCUUUCUAGACGUCGUCGGAUCACACACCGACGCUGCUGUGGAGGCACUGGCACUUUCUCACGAUAACAACCUGCUUGUGAGCGCGGGCCAUGACCAGAAGAUCAAGGCAUGGGACAUCGCAGGAAUUUUGGAUGAGGAGGAGGAGGGAGAGGAUGGGGAGGAGGAGAAGGAAGAGGAAGAGGAGGAGGAGAAGCAAGGUGAAAAGACUGGAGCAGGAGGAGGAGACCAUACAGUGGCAAAUGGAAAAGAUCCGAACGAGCCAGCCUCUGCUGCUGCUGGUGCUGAUAAAUCGGGAGUGGGACAUGGAGGGGCAGAACAAGCAGCAGACGGUGAAGGGCGGGGAAAGGAGCAAAAAGCUGCUGGGAGAAGAAGGGGUGACUGUAAGGAGAGUGAUAGUGACAGUGACCGGAGAGGUGGGAGAGACGAUGACUCAGACAGCAGCGACGACGACGGUGGCAAGGGAGUCCCUGCAGUGAGGCCAGAGCAGCACAGAAGACACCGAGAGGGAGGGGAUUCCCAGCCAACAUGGGACAUGCAGAUGGGGGAGAGCAGCACAGAAGGCGCGCAGAUGAGAUUCACAGCCCACUCCUGCCAACCACCUACUACCCUCGGAGUGGAAGGGGAAGAAGUGCCGAGCAGCUCGGAGUGCCAGAUCUCCACAGCUCGGCACUUCCUCCCAUUCCACUCCUGCCAACCAUCUCCUACCCUCCUCUCUCACCCCCAGGACGUGCACUGGGGCGAGAUCAGCAGGGACGUGCAGUGGGGUGAGAUCCGCUUGGUGAAUGCAGAGUGCCGCCUGCUAGCCAGCGCUGGUAGUCUAUAUUCAUUCCAGCUUCCAUCGCUCCCUCAUUCCUCAUCACCCCCUUCUCCUCCAUCCCCUCCUCACCCCCAGGACGUGCACUGGGGUGAGAUCAGCAUGAUGGACGCGGAACGCCGCCUGCUAGCCAACACUCUCUUGGACCCGGGAAACGCAUGCUUCAUCCUCGUUUCAGAGACGUGCAUUGGGGACGUGCACUGGGGAGAGAUCAGCAUGGUGGACUCAGAAAGACUCCUGCUAGCCACCGCCCUCCUGGACCCUGGAAACACAUGCUUCAUCCUCGAUGUGCACUGGGGAGAGAUCAGAAUGGUGGACGCAGAACGCCGUCUGCUAGCCAACGCACUUCUGGACCCGGGCAAUGCGCGCUUUAUCCUCGUUUCGGAGUCCUGCGCUCCCCUCUUUAACUUCACAUUCGUCUACGCGUACCUCAUGGCCUCGCCCAAAGCAUACGUUCGUUUGAAGAACGAGCCUGGGACGAACGGGCGGGGGAGGUGGCGGAGGGAGUUUCUGCCUCUGGUUCGGCUGGAAGAUUGGAGGAAGGGAGGGCAGUGGUUUGCCAUGGAUAGGGAAGCAGCUAGGGUUAUUGUCGCGGACGAUAUUUUCUAUCCUCUUUUUAAGCGGUUCUGCAGGCCGCCGUGUUACGCGGACGAGCACUACAUGCCGACUAUGCUGAAGGUUCUUAUGCCGGGAAAUGUGGCCAAUAGGACAGUUACUUGGACGGAUUGGUCUAAGCCGGGUGCUGCGCAUCCUGCGCAGUUUAGUGCGGGUCAGGUGACGGAGAAGCUUAUAGAGAGGAUGAGAGGGCCUCCGGGCUGUAGAGUAGCUGAUGAGAGUGUUCCUUGUUUUCUGUUUGCCCGGAAAUUGAUGCCGGGAGCGUUGACAGAUUUGCUUCGACUGGCUGAUUACGUAGGAAUGUGA